Molecule: messenger RNA, 1571 nt
Organism: Cajanus cajan (pigeon pea)
Lineage: Eukaryota; Viridiplantae; Streptophyta; Magnoliopsida; Fabales; Fabaceae
Source: RefSeq, a predicted model, not a curated record
UCACUUUGUCAUUUAACUUUCGAGUGGAUCUCUUUUAGUUUCACUUCAUAAGUGAUUGUUGUCAAUUAGUCAUCUAUGGAUGGUCUAAGUUGGGAUGGAUCAUCACAACUUGUUGCUAACAGUCCAAUCUUGUGGAGCACUGAGCCCCAAGACCUUGAAGGAUAUCACUACCACCCCAUGCCCCACCUAAGUUCAAGUGUUCUCAAUCAAACGGGUUUUCUGUAUCCCAGUUCUGAAAAAGUGAGGGACAUGGUUGAGUCAUCCACUUCUGAGAUGAUGAGUGUGAUGGCAAACAGAAACACAAAUCUACUGGUACAAAGAGCAUCAACCAUGCCUGUGAAAUCACGAGCAGCUGGAGCCACUUGGGAAGAGGCUUUAACAUCACGCCCGUCCCUUUCGGUCAAUGUGAACCAAACUAGUAACUAUGUGGCAGAUUUCAACAUGGUCCACCAGCAACAACACCUUAUCAAUGGCACACAAAACGGCAAGGCUACAUGCUCUCUUGAGUCACUUGAUUGCUUGCUUUCAGCCACUAAUAACAGCAACACAGACACGUCUGUCGAAGACGAUGACGGGAUUUCCAUGAUUUUAUCUGACUGCAGAAACUUAUGGAACUUCAGUUAUGGCAGUGCAGUUUCAUCUGGUGAGUCUGAGAGCAAUGCGUCCAAUGCUAGAAGUAAAAACAGUGACAUGGGGUAUCAAGUCAAUGAGCUGGAUGAAACAGUAUCUCAAAGUUUCUCUGAUAAAUAUCUCACUCCAGGAGGAGUUAUAGAUUCUGAAGUUAUUUGCACAAAAAGGAGCAAUUCCUGCUUCAGCAUUGCUCAGAAUUCUUCUACCACUGAAGGUGGUUUCAGGCUUAUCUCGGAGACUUUACCGAAGUCCAAGAAACCCAAGUGGGAUCAUAAGCGUCCUGGUUCAUCAAACAUCAACUUCCAGCAGCCAAAUUCAUCUAUGACACCUUCUUCCUUAGAAGAGCCUGAUCCUGAGGCCAUAGCACAAAUGAAGGAAAUGAUAUAUAGAGCUGCAGCUUUUAGGCCAGUGAACUUGGGCAUGGAAGUGGUAGAGAAGCCUAAAAGGAAGAAUGUCAAGAUAUCAACUGAUCCACAAACUGUGGCUGCCAGGCAAAGAAGGGAGAGAAUAAGUGAGAGGAUUAGGGUUUUGCAGAAGAUUGUGCCUGGUGGAAGCAAGAUGGACACUGCAUCAAUGCUUGAUGAAGCUGCAAACUACCUCAAGUUUCUCAGAUCACAAGUCAAAGCACUAGAAAAUCUAGGUAACAAGCUUGACACAAUGAAUUGUCCUCCAACUAACAUAGCCUUCUCUUUCAACCCUUCUUUUCCCGUACAAACACAUUUCCCCAUCCAAAACCCUAGCAGCCACAUCCAACAUUCCAAGGGUUGAAAACUUGAAAUGAUUAUUAGCAUGGAAGAAGAAAAGGUGUAAAAAGGGGUCUGAGAAUCCAUAACUCUAAUUAUUUAUCCAGUGACUAUGAUUAACAUAUGCUCAUGUCCUAGGCCAAACUGCAAAUUUGUUCAUUAGUAGUCAAUCUUGUAAUUUUCUUGAGAAUAUCGACA